AUGAAGGAGGAAGAGGUCCACCGUUUGAUCCUAGAUUGGAAGCUGUCCUACUCGCCAAACCAGUAUGAGGCUCGAGGGAUCCCAUUGAGAAGAUUUGAUGGGGGUGGUCAGUGUACUGGUGGUGGCUAUCAUGAACCUCCCCUCCCCCAACAUUGCUUUGUCUCUACAGUACGCAGUUUCAGCAAUGGCGAGUUGGUUUUUCGAUUGGAAGAUCCGGUGGAAAAAGCACAUCAAGUCUCCCACGUUGGUCGGAUAAGGUCCAAGGCAAAGAGGCAACAUGACCUGCUGCUUCGCGUGGGUGGGGAUCGAACAGGCAGGGCCCCUGAUGUGCCAGGCGGCGGGAACUCGAUUCUCGGUUUGGGCGCUGGCAAGGCUUCUGCCGGCACGGUUCGAUUUGGGUUUGCACGAUUGACUGCAACCACGUGGGAGGAGUGCCGAUGGAUUGGACAAUCUUUGUCCAUUUCUCUGACAGGGGAGUUUUACCGGGAGACCUGCCACAAAGGCUAUGCUUUCCUGUUUUGUUUCGAGUGA
This is a messenger RNA of Plenodomus lingam JN3, 531 nucleotides long. NCBI's taxonomy places the organism in Eukaryota, Fungi, Ascomycota, Dothideomycetes, Pleosporales, Leptosphaeriaceae. The record is from RefSeq and is a predicted model, not a curated record.